CCUGAAAGUAAGAAAAUGGUGUUGGCAUCUGCUGGGACUAAAUGGAGACAGUUUAAGACUGACUUAACAAAUAAACAUGUGCUGCCUUACUUGGGAAAGAGGAAGAAAUUGAGAAAGCCUCCGAAGGGGUAUGAAUUCGUUGGGUUAUUGCCAUGGAGAGAAUUUGUAAAACAGAGGAGUACAGAACAAUGGCUGAAACUUCAUCAUGAACAAAGUCAGCGAGUGAAGAAGAGAAAAUAUCAUCACAAAUUAUCAAGAAAGGGUUAUAUUGGACUAGAGGAGGAAUUGAGAGAGACUUGGCCUGAAGGAAAGGUAAUUGAUCAUGCAGUGUUAUGGAAGAAAGCUCGUGUACCUAAAAAUGGGAAGAUAGAUGAGGAGGUGACACCAAUAGCAUCAAAAAUUGAUGAAUUGCUAGAGAAGAAGAGUAAGGGUGAGCUAGACAUUUCAAGAAGUGAUGAUGUAUUGACUCAGGCACUAGAAACUCCUGAACACCCGGGUAGGGUGAGGGGUGUUGGAGGUUUUGUCAAUCUAACCACAUACUUUAAUCUUCCGAAGCAGAGAAGGGUCACAAUUACUAAAGCAGAAUUAUUGGCCCGUGAUAGAGAACGAGAUAGGGAGUUGCAAGAGACAAAGAAAUUGCUUUAUGAACAACAAGCAAAGACAGAAGAGCUCUUUAAUAAAAGGCUUGCUGAAUUAGAAGCACGUUUCUCAGAAAAGACACCCUAUGCACCUCCUAUGAAUGUUGCUGUUUUUGAAAACAAUCUGCUGACACAAAUAUCAGAUAAAGGCAGUUUCCAUGAUGCAGCAAAAAAGAACUCAUUUGAUCUUAAUGAUAAUGUGAAAGUAAAUGUGGACGACUGCAAGAUUAUUCCUCCCCCUACUGAUAUGGGUAACACAUGUGAGUUAGCAGUGGAUACCAUCAGCAACAUAGUUGCUUUUGGUACCGUAUUCGAUGACGAGGAUAUGACAAUGACAAUACAUGGAGUUCCAUUGAAGGAGGGAUGUCUUAAGGUAUCGGUGGAUGGUGAUAUUCAAGGUGACGCACGACUUCCUUUUCCUGUAUUAGGUGAGAUGGAAUUGGUUCGUGAAGCUAUUGGAAGUCACGUAGCUUGGCCUGAGGAGCUUGUUAUUCGGAAACAUCCAUCAAAGAACAACAACAAGAAGAAGUGUCCUAUUGUGAAAUCAUUGUUCGAUAAAGCUGAGCUACACCCUUUUGUGCCCAAGCGCUGCAAGUUAUUGUACAAACAUGCCAAAACUAUAAUGGAAGAGACUAAUGAGUCAAUAAGCACAGUGUUGGAUGAUGAAGUCAUUGACGUGCCAAAAGAACUCUACAUCUUAACUGAGAAUGUGACUAAUCUCUUAGAAAUGAAGUGGAUUGGCCAAGGAGUGAUAGCAGCAUACAUGGCGCACCUACAUGAAAUUAUUAGUCAAAGGGAUGAGUUGGAUACAUUCGCUUUUAUUGAUCUAGCAGCCACAUAUAAAUGUGAAAGACCAGGAUUUCAUCCAUACUUGGUGGACCGGUUGAAAGAGGGGAAGACUGACCGUAUAUUUUUUAUGCCAUAUAACCCGGGGGAACAUUGGAUAUUGACAAUUAUUUGGGAGGAUGAAAUCUACAUGUUGGACCCUUUGCCUAAACCAGUCCAUUACCAAUCAUGGGAGAACAUAGUGAUAAAUGCGGUUAAAGCUUUCAACGCUGAAACGGGUAGGGUUAACAAAGUGCCCAAGGUGAAAUUUCUUCCGGGCGUACCUAAGCAACCGGGUGGAGUUGAGUGUGGCUAUUAUGUGAUGCGAUAUAUGAAAGAUAUUAUAAAUGAUGACACUCUUUCAUUUUCAACCAAGUGGGCGUCAAAGAGUCGGAACUCAUAUACCCAAGAGCAACUUGAUGAGGUGCGCAUUGAAGCGGCUGACUACUUGCAGACUUUGCUAUAGCUAGAUCUUGACAAGCAAUAUGAUUUUGAGUAAGGCUAGAUUUUGCUGACCAUUUUGUAGUAGAUAUAUGGAGUGAUAUCAGGAUGAAUUGUGAACAAAUUAUGCUGCAUGUAGUUAUUGCAGUAGUGGUAUCUUCUACACUAGCCUUAAAUUAUGUUAGGGUUUAUUGUGCAAAACUUUUGAAACUACCUCAAGCUCUAAUUGUGUAUAGAAAUUAAUACAAUUCCCUAAUAUUUAAAGUACAUUUGAAUUUCAUGUUAUUUGUGGAUUA
Rosa chinensis is the source of this 2200-nucleotide messenger RNA. RefSeq lists its product as uncharacterized. The record is from RefSeq and is a predicted model, not a curated record. Gene Ontology annotation, biological process: proteolysis. The transcript is spliced from 11 exons. NCBI's taxonomy places the organism in Eukaryota, Viridiplantae, Streptophyta, Magnoliopsida, Rosales, Rosaceae. Gene Ontology annotation, molecular function: cysteine-type peptidase activity. Bases 16 to 1929 code for a protein of 637 amino acids.